AUGAGUCGCAGGAUUGCAACUUUGCACUCAACGGGCAAAAAAACCAGGAGCAGGAGCAGUAGUCCGUCUAGUAAUGAUGGGAAGCGCCAGCAAGGAUUUUAUGUCGGCGGUAGCGAACAGAGUGGAAAUCUAGUGCUUGAGCCAGAUAGUUCACGUAACGAGGAUUUCGUUUCACAGUUCUUCAAUUCAGCUCGUGCUCGUGGUGCUGAAUCUCUGACACCAGAAGAAUGUACAAAAUCAGGAGCUCAUGACAUAGUGAAGUUAUCUUCGGGUAUUAAAGGUUACCGUUUGGGGGGUGCUGUUCAACAACCAUCCGAGUUGGUUGAAUCAAAUGGUUCUACUCCACAAGAUGUGACACUUGUCAUGUGGGAAAAUGGAUUUACUGUAGAUGGUGGUCCACUUCGAUUGUACAGUGACAUGCGAAAUCAUUCGUUUUUACAAACGAUUGGCGAAGGACGCGUACCGGGCGAAAUAAUACGGCAGUAUCCGGGCAAAAUUAUUUACCUUCGAAUGGAACGUCGAAGCGAACCACGUGUAGUUGAAUCGAAGCCCUUUACUGGAGAAGGGCAGAGAUUAGGUGAACUUGUUCCAACCGUUUUUUCUACAAGAAAUUUGGAGCAAAAAACGAGUAAUAGUGCUAAUCCAGCGAACAAUGGAUUUGUAGGAUUUACUCAUCUUGGAAUGCACUUCUUAGAUUCUGAUGACAUUAAGAAAGCUCAGGAAGCGACAAAAUUAAAUGAUGAGGAACCUAUAACACAAGUGCAAAUUCGACUGCCGAGUGGAGAGCGGAUUGUCGGGAAAUUCAAUCAUAAUCAUACUGUUGGAGAUAUUCGAAAUUUUGUCAUAAUCGCCGCACCAGUUUAUGCCUUCCAGCCGUUCAAUUUGAUGACAACCUUUCCGAAUAAAAUGAUUGAACAAGAAAACAUUUCUUUGAAAGAUGCAGGUUUAUUGAAUGCAGUUAUUGUUGCGAAACUUGUGUAG
Messenger RNA from Brugia malayi, 981 nucleotides. RefSeq lists its product as uncharacterized. NCBI's taxonomy places the organism in Eukaryota, Metazoa, Nematoda, Chromadorea, Rhabditida, Onchocercidae. The record is from RefSeq and is a predicted model, not a curated record. The transcript is spliced from 8 exons. Gene Ontology annotation, biological process: autophagosome assembly; membrane fusion; Golgi organization. The coding region runs from base 1 to 981 and encodes 326 amino acids. Gene Ontology annotation, cellular component: nucleus; cytosol. Gene Ontology annotation, molecular function: ubiquitin binding.